Messenger RNA from Musa acuminata AAA Group (dessert banana), 1841 nucleotides. RefSeq lists its product as uncharacterized. NCBI's taxonomy places the organism in Eukaryota, Viridiplantae, Streptophyta, Magnoliopsida, Zingiberales, Musaceae. The coding region runs from base 67 to 378 and encodes 103 amino acids. The transcript is spliced from 4 exons. The record is from RefSeq and is a predicted model, not a curated record.
GUGGAGAGUAGGCAACGCGCUUGAGGAUGCCAUGGCGACCUCGAGGAUGCCAAACCCUAAUGCUAAAUGCUCCUCGAUCUCCUCAUCCGCUUCUCAGAUCCUUAUGUUGGAACCUUUGGUGUCGACCUCUCCGACGAGGAAAGCGAACGCCGUCUUCGUAGCAGGAGGUCGCUGCGUAGCAGCAGGAAGAGGGAGUUUUCGUUUGAAUUGGAUUUGAUCGUGGGCCGAGGGGAAGAUUCGUGCCACGGGUUUUCAGGAUGGUGGUGUUGUGCUGGAUCAUGGAGCUGGGAGGACAAUCUUUUGUCCGCUAAACUUUUUGAUGCUUUGCCAUCUUUCAUUCUGACGUGUCCUCGGUGUUGUAAUGAGCUGGAUUUUUGACACCAUCAGAAUCUAGGGUUUUGGAAGUAAAUUAGUUUUUUUCCAGAUGGCCAUAAUUAAGAACUUCUAUAAAAAAGUAUCACGAGGUAACUUUUUCCAAUGAUUUCUUGUUUAUGCUUACCACCUGCCUAAAUAUCUAAUCACGUCUGUUCUACUUCUUUGUGAACCACCUGCUUGCCAGUGAUAUUUGGAACUGUUCCGUGAUUCUAUGGUUGUCUAAUUUUCUUCUGCAGAUCGUUCAAUUCUUUGAUUCCCACUUAUUUGCUAUAUCUUGAAGCUAUUGGUUGAUGCUUCCCGUUGAAACUAAUGUGUCUCUUCGACCAGGGUCUUUUAUUGUUCUUGUUUGGAGGUGAUUUCUAGUGUACUUUUAAAGUUACUUCUUCACUCACUGCCUUCUACUGAUAGAACUGUGUUUUCUUGUACCAUACACAUAUGGAGUUGCUCUGUUCAUAGACUUCUCUAUAGCUAUAUUUCUGAAAUAUAGGUUCUUUUGUUUUUUGGGUUGGGAGUGGGAGUUUUGUUUUUGUUUGUCUCGGACCUGUUUGAGGAGCUCUGUUGGCUUUUUUUUUUUUUGAAGUGUAGAAUUCAUGUAUGUGUGAAUUAUGGAUAACAAAACCUCUUCUAGGGUCAAACCUACAGAACUCAGACAUGAGUUGAUCUGCCUUUUGGAUGCAGCGGGUUUCUUCACCUGAUGAAGGAAUUUAGUGACUCAAAUCCGAGAAUUAAUGCUGAUUUCUCUCUUAAAUAUAGCAUUUUGCUGUUUAAAGGAGAAUAUAUUGUUUUACUGAUGUUUUUGGCAAGAAGCGGAAUUAUUGUGUUAUCUUUCGGAUGUCAGCCAAUUGGAGUUUCCAUCACAUGUGAGAAACAUAACUCGCUGGUCUACAAUCUCGUGAGAAACAUAACCCGCAUUUCACGAAUUGUUUUUAUGCAUUUCUUUCUCUGUGAGAAACAUUACUCGAAGGGUUGUAUUCUCACUCUGGUUCCUUUCCCGGGCGGCUGCCAAUAUCGGUCGGAGUGUUGCUAUUGCGAGCAGUUAUGCAAGCCAGGUGAACAACACUACAAUGGUUACUACGAACUGUAGCCAAAGCAGAGUUACCUCACAUGAUUGUUAACGUGUUGGAUUGCUACCGUAGAGCUGCUCAGCAGAAUGUUCCGGAAAUUAGCUUACAUCAUGAACACUUGCAAAUUCAAUCAUGUGGAGCGGGGGAUCAAAAUAUCGCGUCUCGGCUUUGUAGAAAGAAAGUCUGUCUUGGGAUAAUUUUUUUGAAAAAGAAAGAAGCGAUGAGUGGAGAGAGGGAGGGAAAAAGUGGUGGGAUGUGCUUUGUAUGGGAAGAGAGAGAGAGAGAGAGACGGGAGGACGGAGGAAUGACGAAGGCGAGGGAUGGAGGAAUAGAGAGCGGAAAAAAAAUGUAAACAGAUGAUAUCAUCAGCAGCAAACGAAAAAGGUUUUUUUUUAUAAGUCA